AUGGCAAAAUCAAAGAAGAAACAACAAAACAACCAACAACAACAACAACAACAACAACAGCAACAACAACAACAACAACAACAGCAACAACAACAGCAACAACAACAACAACAACAACAAUUAAAUCAGAAUUUCAACUCUUCGCCUAUACUAACUACAGAUAUUGUUGAUGGGAUUGGAUCACCAUUGACAAUACCGAAAAAGUUUUCAGAAAAAGAGCAAAAGCAUUAUCAAAGAAAACUUCAUCAACUUCAACAGCAACAAAUAGAGCACCAAAAAAAGAUGCAAAUAUCGAGACAACAGGUACAACUACCAACUAUUAGUGUAGAUAAACAUUCGAUUGAUCAAAGUUUUUUAAAUUUAAAUUUAGAAUCUUUAAAAACAUCACAUUUAUUAUUUAAUGGCGGUCCAACAUCAGGAAAUUCAAGCAAUUCAAGUAGUUUGCAUAAUAGUAAUGAAAACCAUGUAUAUUUAGAUAAGGAUAGACCAUCAAACUACACAGAAGAUACUGAAAACGGUAUUACCCUAUGCGAUAAUAGUACCGAGCUAACUGAACAUUCAUUUGAUAGUCUUGAAUGCGAAGCAGAUUAUGAUGAUGAUGACAUGUCCUCGUUUAUAGAAGAUCCAUUAAAGUAUACUUCAUUUAUGGGCGAUUUACCUUUGGGUGCUUUAUAUGCUUUUAGAAACGGAAAUAAUGAAUUUUAUAAAGAAAGAUUCAAAAGUGCAAUAGAGUAUUAUAAUGCCGCAAUUUCAUUAUCAACUUCAAACAAUCCAAUCUUCCUUGUUAUAGUAUUAAUAAAUAGAUCAAUUACAAAAUUAAAAUUACAUGAAUAUAAAAAAUCGAUUUUAGAUAGCACUUUGGCAAUUUCAAUUCAACCCAAUUGUAUUAAAGCUUAUAUUUGUAGAUCAUUUGGUUACUUUUUCUCAAAAGAUUUUAAGAAGGCAUUUGCAGAUCAUCUAAUUGCAACCAAUUUAGCUCCUCCUAAUUUAUCAUUACAAAGGGUAAUGAGAUAUGCCCAUGGUUCUUUAUUUAUGUUUAAUACUGAUUUUUUUGACUAUCCAUUAAAUAAUUUAGCAAAAAUUAAAAGUAUACAGUUGGAAUGGCUAAGUGAUUUUAAUUUAUUAUCCAUUGAGGAAGAGCCUUCAAGAAUACAUUUAUUAGCAAAAUAUAUGAAAAAUCAAUCAAAUUCAAAUAAUUCACAACCAACACCAAAACCUCCCUCAGCAACACCCACAUCCCAGCAACAAAACCAACAGCAUCAGCAUCAGCAUCAGCAUCAACAUCAGCAUCAGCAACAACAUCAGCAUCAGCAACAACUACCACAGAAUCACCCGUUAUAUAAACAAUUAACGCCUACAUUAAUAGCUGCUAAAGAGCCCCCUAAAUAUCAAAACACAACACCACCCCCAUUAAUACCGGCUGGUGAGUUUAAUUAUGGAACAACUUGGUCUGAUUCAGAAGAAUAUUAUUCACUUAUCAAAUCAUCAAGUAGUGAAAAUUGGGCAGCAAAAGAAAAACUAAUGGGUAAUCAAAAUUUCCAAGAGAAAAAGUAUCAAUCUGCACUUGCACAUUAUUCAAAAGCUAUUAAGCUAAACCCAGAUGACCCAAUUUAUUAUUCAAAUAGGGGUAUUGUAUAUUAUAAAUUAAAUAGAUUUUUUGAAGCAAUAACAGAUUUUUCAAUAUCUAUAGAUAAGCAACCAAAACAAUUUAAAGUAUAUCUAAGAAGAGCAUCAUCAUAUGCAGCUAUUGGAGAUUAUACAAACGCAAUUAGAGAUUUUAAAGCAGGUUUAAAAUAUGAACCAGAAAGUAUAGAUUUAUUAGAAGGUUUAUAUAAAUCAUUAAAAUGUAUAGAACUCGAUUUAAAAAGAAGAAUUACUGCAAAUCCACAAUCAAAUUCAUCACUGGAGGUAUCAUUAAAAUCAGUAUCAUUCGAAAUUUCUUGUUUAGCUCUAAAAUUAAAUUUCACAAAAAAUCCAUCACCAUCAUUAGAAUCAGCCAAUCAAUCUGGUGAUUCAAAUAUUCCUCCUCCUCCUCCUCCAAUUCCAUCGCCCCUAUCUUCAACAAACUCACCAUUUUUAUCUGCAAACAAUAUAGCUCCACCACCUACCAUUUCUAAACAACACCAACAACAAUUAAAUAGUUUACAACAACAGCUACAGCAACAUUUACAAGAAGAAAAAGAAAGAGAAAGAGAGAAAUUCGAAAAAGUCCAAAAGAUCGGUAUAAUUGAAAAUCAGAAAAAAGAAAAAGAAAAGAAACGAAACUUAAUACCAUUACAACCACACCCAUCGCCAUCACAAUCUCCACAUCCAUCGCCAUCACAAUCUCCACACCCAUCGCCAUCACAAUCGUCCUCAGAAUCACAAUCGCCAUCAGAAUCGCCAUCACAAUCUCCACAACCAUCGCCACAACCAUCACCACCACAAUCACCACCACAAUCACCACAAUCAUCACCACCACAAUCACCACAUUCAUCACCACCACAAUCACCACAGCUAUCACAACCAGCACAACCAGCACAACCACCAUUAGAACCUUUAUCACAACCUGUAAAUAAUACAAAUACAAAUUCAAAUACCAAUACCAAUACAAAUACAAAUGAAAAUAUAAAUCCAAAUAAUAAUAUGAAUAAUAACAAUACUAAUAAUGAUGAUAUGAAUAAUAAAACCAAUAGCAACAACAACGCUGGUAAUUUAGAAAAUAUCAAUAAUAAGUCUGAUCCUCAAAUAAAAACAUCAAUUAACCAAACAGAAAAACCUUGUGCAAUAUUUAGACCAAUUUCCCAAGAAAAAAAAGAAAAAGUCUUAUCACUUAUUUCAUUUUUAACAGAUCUAAUCAAUUAUCAAACUGGUGAUCCAUCAUUAAUACUAUUUUCAAGAGCAGAGGCUUAUUCUCAAUUAAAUAAUUAUGAAUUAGCAAAUAAAGAUUUUGAAGCAGCCAAUAUUUUAAAUCCUUCAAAUAAAGAUAUUGUUAAACGUCACCAAAGAUUAAAACAACUACAAGACAAUCCAAAAGAAACACUUUAA
Molecule: messenger RNA, 3027 nt
Organism: Dictyostelium purpureum
Lineage: Eukaryota; Evosea; Eumycetozoa; Dictyosteliales; Dictyosteliaceae
Exons: 4
Coding region: 1-3027 (1008 amino acids)
Molecular function (GO): Hsp90 protein binding
Source: RefSeq, a predicted model, not a curated record